AUGAGUUUGGUGGCAGGAUCCUACGAGCGAUUCAUAUGGGGUUACAGGUUAAAACAUCGCCAGAACUUCACCCUUUCUCCACUUUUUACCUUCCCUUCCCAUCUUUCCACCAUCAAGGCCGUCGCAGUAUUCGGUUCUGCCGCUGUCUCUGGUGGAUAUGAUGACACAAUUAAAAUCUACGAUCUCAACUCCUCCUCUGAGAUCGGUUCCCUCCACCAGUCAUCUGCCAUCACCUCUCUCUCCUUCUUUGCACCUCCUUCACUCUCUUCCUUCCCCCGCAAUCUCUUUGCCGCUGAUGCUGAAGGUUUUCUCUCAAUUUAUGAUGCCGACCCCUUUGUCCAUCUCAAAACCCUUAAAGUCCAUAAGAAAGGAAUCAACUCCCUCUCUGUCCACCCCUCUGGCCAGCUAGCACUGACGGUAGGCCACGAUGAGUGCUUGGCCAUGGUCAAUUUGGUUAGGGGCAAACGCAGUUUCUACUGCAGGUUAAGCAAAGAGUCAUCAAUUAUACAAUACAAUGAAACCGGUGAAAAAUUCUUCAUGGUAGCUGAUGAGAAAAUAAGUGUUCACGAAUCUGAGGAUGCAAAAUUAAUUAUUGAGCUGGAUAAUCGGAAAAGAGUCCUUUGUGCGGCCCCGGGCAGGAAUGGGAUUUUAUUUACCGGGGGAGAGGAUAGGAAUGUCACGGCAUGGGAUGCAGCCAGUGGGAAAGUGGCUUAUAGCAUUGAAGAUGCUCAUGCAGCCCGUGUCAAAGGCAUUGUUGUAUUAUCUAAGAGUAGCGAUUCAGGGGAGGAGGAUCCAUACAUUGUGGCAUCUGCAUCAUCUGAUGGGGUUAUACGCAUUUGGGAUGUUCGGAUGGUUAACAAGGAGAAGACGAAUCCCCUAGCUGAGGCUAAUACCAGAUCCAGGCUCACUUGUCUUGCAGGAUCAUCUAUCAAAUCUGUGAAACGAUCACGAGUUGAAAAUUCUAAUCCAGAUGAAAAUCAGGAGGCAGCCGCUAUGGAAUCAUAA
Messenger RNA from Fraxinus pennsylvanica, 1005 nucleotides. NCBI's taxonomy places the organism in Eukaryota, Viridiplantae, Streptophyta, Magnoliopsida, Lamiales, Oleaceae. The record is from the annotation of a GenBank genome assembly.